AACACGGUAGACACUAGGAGACUCCUCUGGGAGUUCCCCUAGUUUUUGUGGUUGUGGCUCGGAACUAGAAUUAUUAUUGAUUAUCAAAAGCAAACUAGCUCAAUUCCUUCAUUAAUUCCCAGUCACAUGCAUUCUAUCCUUCUGCUGCCACAGCUAUCUCUCUCUGUCUCUCAUCUUACAUGAACACUCAGCUAUAAGAAAUCAAGCUUCCAAUUUCAGUAAUGAGGUCAAGGAUAUCAUGUUUAGUUUAUGUCAAAGCCCAUCUCCUCUUAUGCAUCACACUGCUGCAUAUAACAAUUGUCUCCAGUGUCACACCCCCAGCUACCACCACUACAAGUUCCCUAAAAAAUAAUCCGACAAUCAAAUGUGCCCUUAAUGAAAACAAUACUGAUCAGCUAGCCUUGUUAGCGUUCAAGUCAAAGAUUAUUGAAGAUCCUCAAGGAGUACUCAAAUCAUGGAACGAUUCUCACCAGUUUUGCAAGUGGGACGGUGUAACAUGCAGUCAGCGGAGUAGGAGAGUCACUGUAAUAGAUCUAAGCUUCAGGGGCUUAGUGGGUACUUUGUCUCCUUACAUUGGUAAUCUGAGCUUCCUUCAUGAGAUAUGGCUUGGAAACAAUACUCUUCAAGGUGAAAUCCCCCCCGAAAUCGGGCGUUUGUCUAGGCUGCAAAUACUUGGCCUCAACAAUAAUUCGCUUGAAGGAGAAAUUCCAGCCAACCUAUCGCACUGCUCCAAACUCGCAUACCUUCGAUUAGAUGUUAAUAAGCUGGUAGGGAAGAUUCCCAAAGAGCUUGGUUCCUUGUCGAAGCUCACAAAGCUUCUCAUCCACAAUAACACCUUAACAGGUGGGAUACCGCCUUUCAUUGGGAACCUUACAUCUCUGGAAAGUUUAAAUGCAGCUGGAAAUGUGUUGGGGGGAAGUAUCCCCGAAGCCUUGGGACACUUGAAAAACUUGAAAGAGCUUUUAUUAGGUAGCAAUGAACUCAAUGGUACGAUCCCUCCAUCCAUUUAUAAUCUUUCCUAUCUCAGUGUAUUCUCCUUACUUGAAAACCAACUUCACGGUAACCUCCCACAGGGAAUUUUUUUUACGCUUCCUCGGCUUCAAGUCCUUCAAUUACAAGUGAAUCAAUUCACUGGACCCCUUCCACUCUCCUCAUCAAAUGCUUCACUGCUAGAAAAAAUUGAUUUGAUGAACAACAAUUUCAAUGGUAAAAUAUCAAUUGAUUUUGGAGGUCUACAACAUAUUUGGCGGGUAAAUCUAGGAUUUAACAACUUUGGAAGCGGGGAACCCGAUGAUCUGAACUUUGUUGCAUCUCUAGUCAACUGUAGCAAUUUGGAAGUACUGAGUCUAGGGGGUAAUCAAUUUCGAGCAGCCUUCACAAAUUAUGUAGGCAAUCUGUCAACCCAUCUUCUUCAACUAGGGUUUAGCUUCAAUCAUAUAUAUGGAGUUAUACCUUCAUCAAUAACCAAUCUCGUCAACUUAUAUGGCCUAUAUCUGACGGGUAAUCAAAUCACAGGCACCAUCCCCAGUGAUAUUGGUCGUAUAUCAAAGCUUCAAAGAUUACACCUCAACUCCAACAGAUUAUCCAAAAAAAUUCCAAAUUCUAUAGGAAACCUAUCAUUGUUGAGUGUACUUCGCUUAGACAACAACAGAUUACAUGGAACCAUACCAUCAGGUAUAAAAAACUGCCAAAACUUGCUAUUGUUAAAUCUUUCUCAUAAUAACCUUGGUGGCAACAUACCCAAACAACUUUUUGAUGUUCCUAUUCUAUCAAUUUCACUAAACCUAGCAAAGAACUCUUUCCAUGGGUCCUUACCUGCAGAGGUUGGCAAUCUGAAAAACUUGGGGGAGUUGGAUGUAUCUGAGAAUAAGUUGUUCGGAAAAAUUCCAAGUAGCCUUGGCAGUUGCAUUAGUCUUGAAAAACUGUACCUGGAAGGUAACAUCUUUCAAGGGCCUAUUCCUUUGUCACUGAAAUCCCUCAGAGGCAUUCAAAACUUUGAUCUCUCUCGCAACAAUUUUUCUGGCCAGAUUCCACAGUAUUUGGAGGAUUUUUCCUUAAAGAAACUAAAUUUAUCCUUCAAUGAUUUUGAGGGUAUGGUCCCAAUGAAAGGAGUUUUUGCAAAUGCAAGUGCAAUAUCAGUUGUUGGGAACAACAGGCUCUGUGGGGGCAUAUAUGAACUCCAGCUACCUAGAUGCGCAUUCAAAGAACCAAAAAAACAAAAAAUUUCUCUUGUAGUUUGUGUAAUAAUAAUCUUGGCAGCUACUGCAGUUCUCGGAGUAAUUUUUGUCUCAUUUUUCAUGUUCUGUUGGUUCAAGAAGAAAGGAAGAUAUCAAGCUUCAAGAUCAUUUUCGAGGAGAUCAUUGUUGACAGUGUCUUAUGAGGAGCUCUUCAAAGCAACUGAUGGUUUCUCAUCAGAAAAUCUGAUUGGUGUGGGUAGUUUUGGCUCUAUAUAUAAAGGAACCCUUGGUGUAGAUGGAUCUGUUGUCGCAGUUAAAGUUCUUGACCUUUGCCGUCAAGGAGCCUCCAAGAGUUUUGUGGCCGAGUGUGAAGCAUUGAGAAAUAUUCGACAUCGGAACCUUGUUAAGGUCAUAACUUCUUGCUCAAGUGUUGAUUUUCAAGGUAAUGAUUUCAAAGCACUAGUUUAUGAGUAUAUGCCUAAUGGGAGUUUAGAAAGAUGGCUGCAUUCAAGACCACAUAUUGGUUAUGGGCAAACUGACUUUCAGAGCCUAACCCUUCUUCAACGAAUAAACAUUGCCCUCGAUGUGGCUUGUGCGCUCAAUUAUCUUCAUUGUCAUUGCCAAAGGCCAAUAAUUCAUUGCGACUUAAAGCCAAGCAACAUACUUCUUGAUUGUGAAAUGACUGCUCAUAUUGGUGAUUUUGGUUUAGCAAGGUUUCUUCCUGAACUGAUGAAUCCAAAUCAUAGCAGCUCAAUUGGAAUAAUUGGAACUAUUGGUUAUGUACCUCCAGAGUAUGGUCUAGGAAAUGAAGUAUCAACAGAGGGCGACAUCUAUGGUUAUGGGAUUCUGUUGUUAGAGAUGAUGACAGGGAAGAGACCAACUGACAGUAUGUUUGGGGAAGGCCUUAGCCUUCAUAAAUUUGCAAGGAUGGCCUUGCCUGACCGUGUGAUGGAAGUUUUAGACCCAAAACUACUAAAUAAUGAUGAAGAAGAGGCAGCAGCGGUGGCCAAUAAUACUCGGAAGGAGGUUUGUCUGGUUUCACUUAUCCAGAUUGGAGUGGCAUGCUCUAUGGAGACACCAAGAUAUCGAAUGGACAUAAGUGAUGUCGUUCAUGAGCUGAAUUUGGUCAGGGACAUCCUUCAAGCAACUCAAGCAUGUCCAUAGGUGGCUAAAAUAACAUUGGAUGAGAUUAGAUGAUUUGCGAAUAAACUGAAGAAGAAAAAAAACAAGGAAAAAUAAACGUUUUAUUUUCUAAGUGGAAAGAACAGCCUCUACUAAUGUACUACAUAUUUAUUAUUUGAGUCAUCUACAUCUUGUUAGAGUUUUUCCUCUUGUGGUCUAAUAUGCCAAUUGUUUUUAGUUUGAAAAAAAUAAGAUUGAUUGUUUCUCGGUCUAAUAAGGCAUACUGGUGAUCCCAUCUGACAAUAACAUGCCAAUUGUUUUUAGUUUGA
Molecule: messenger RNA, 3628 nt
Organism: Camellia sinensis
Lineage: Eukaryota; Viridiplantae; Streptophyta; Magnoliopsida; Ericales; Theaceae
Product: putative receptor-like protein kinase At3g47110
Biological process (GO): protein phosphorylation
Molecular function (GO): protein binding; protein kinase activity; ATP binding
Source: RefSeq, a predicted model, not a curated record